UAGUAUUGAUUCGGAUUUGGUACGACAAAUGUGUGAAGCGGAAUUCCGUAAAGCAGUAAAGUAAAAAAAAAUCUAUUAACUGUGUGAGCAAUGAAGCACACCUAAAAUUACAGAAUAAUGCGCAUUAUAUUAGCGUGUUUUAAUUAUAUUUUUUAGAAACUAUUCAAAAUAUAUAAUUGAUAAAAUUUUAUAUAAUUUUCUAAACAAUAUUGUGGUAAAAUUGUUGUUCGAUGUGACGCUUAAGAGUGGAAAAUUCGUGAUUAAAAAAAGUCGUCUGAGAUGCGUCAAACAUGAAUGAAGGUGAGUCAGCAGGAGGGGGGCAUCAAGGGCCAAACCCGGCCCCUCCUGCUGUGCUAGACCGCAGAUCACCUUUACCGAAUUUAAAUUUAAUAAUUAAUAGAAAUAACAGUCAAACCAGAGCAGUAUCGCCCUUGGUGACUGGUAUUGAUACCAAUACAUUAUUACCAACGGUUGGCCGAAAAAGCUAUCAUCAAGCUUUUACACAACAACAGCAACAGCAACAACAACAGCAACAACAACCGGAACAAAGUCAACAAAUAAUUAACAAUAAUAUAACCAACGCUCAAACAGCAGGUGUAGCGAUACAACAAAAGCAAAAACAACCGGUGCAUAUGCCGCAGACGCCUUCAUUAAGGUUUUCUACAGCGGGUUUCAAUUCGCAUCAAGUUUCACAGCCGUCCGGAUCUGUAGUGACCGUAGGAAACACGAAGUCCAAAGAAAAACGAAUUGAACUUGAAUCGAUAGACGAAACCCCGCCGUCUAAUAAGCGCCUAAGACUGGAACCAAUUACUGAAAGUGUAGUUGGUAGUGCUAAUAAAAGUAACGUUCUUUUAUCAUUGCUUCCAACAAGUGAACAUAUUUUAGAAACUAAGAAAGAAGAAUCUGCAGCACUAUCAAAACAAUAUUUGUCCACAAUACCACCAAUACCAGACAACACAAACAUUAAUAAUUUAUUAAGUGAAUUUACAAAUAUUUUAGUAGAAAGUUUUACUGAAAAUGUUUUCGAGUUAUAUGCAAUGGUUACAGACGUCGUAAUAAUGGACGAGACGUUUCGUGAAAAACCAAUUCCACAGUUGAUCACCUUCCGGAAAGCUAAUAGCAUUGAAUUAUUGAUCAAAGAAGAAAAAUCCGAUUUACCAGAGCAACAGGUUACAUUUCAACAGACAUCUGAAAGUAUUGCAAGUACCAUUGGAACUGGAACAAGCAACAAUAUUCAUGUACAACCGCCGCAGUUACAACAAAUUAAACGUUCUGAAAGCCCUGCUACAACAUCAAUUAAUAAAACGAACGCAACAACUGAUACACAUAUCUCCACUACUGCACCAGCUACCAUUGGAAAUAACUCAAUUACUACAAGUGGCACUACAACACGCAUUACCGAUGAUAGUAAUAAUGCUUUACCACAAGGAGCUGAAAUCAAGAUACCAGCAGUUGGAGCAACACCAGUAGCAGUAUCAACAAAAUUACCAGCUGCUGUGGUACAACUCUCCCAACAAGGUGGCACUCCACUUGUACCAUGUACUACUGGAGUUGGAUCCUCAGCUCUUCGUCGGAGCGGCGAUACUACUUUGCGUACAACUCAAAUUGGUGUGACCCACCAUAGUAGCGCGAAUAGCUUGACUUCUGGCCUUCAAUCGCCAAAUACAAUUGCUGCUGCUGGGAGUACGCAGGAAGUUUCAUUUAAGGCAAAACAGGAAGUUUAUGUUAUGCAACGUGUGUCUGAACUGCAGAGAGAAGGUUUGUGGACAGAAAAACGCCUGCCUAAAUUACAAGAACCUUGUCGAGCUAGAGUACAUUGGGAUUAUUUAUUGGAAGAAAUGGUUUGGUUGGCAGCUGAUUUUGCGCAAGAACGUAAAUGGAAAAAAGCAGCAGCAAAGAAAUGUGCAAAAAUGGUCCAAAAGUACUUUAAUGAUAAAGCUAAUGCAGCUCAAAAAGCGGAAAAAGCAAAGGAAUUACACUUAAAACGAAUUGCUGGAUAUCUUGCUAAAGAAGUUAAAAUCUUUUGGACAAAUGUGGAGAAGAUUGUAAAAUAUAAACUAGAAAGUAAACUUGAGGAAAAAAGAAAAGAAGCCUUUGAAGACCACUUAAGUUUUAUUGUAAAUCAAUCUGAAAAAUUUUCUCAGCACAUAGCCGAAGAUAUGAAUAAAAGCAUACUUGAUUCAACUGCUGUAAGUGCAGGUCCGAGUAUUAACUCUAGCAGAAUAUCAUCACCUAAAUUAACUGAUUCAAAUAUAUCUGAUGGUGAGUUUUGUCCAGAUUCAGGUUCGGAAGAUGACGAAGAAACUAUUGCUAAAGCAGAAGAAGAGGCAAUUGAUGUACAUUCGGAAGUGGCUGCAUUAGAAAAAGAAUCUCAAAUGGAUUUAGAUGACUUUUUAAAUGAUUUACCUCCAGGUUAUCUUGAAAAUCGAAAUAAUUUAUUAAAAUAUCAAUCUUCAAGUAAUGAAGAAUCAAGCGAUGAUGAGGAAGAUAUAAUUCCAAAGCAGGGAGACGAAGAAAUGGAUAUAAGUUAUAAGGAAGAGAUUAAUGACUUAGAGGCUGAAAAUAAUUUAUCAGUAAAAGAGCUAUUAGAAAAGUAUAAAACAGUAAGCGUUAAUAAAACUAUAAGCAAAAAUGAUCCAGAUUCUGAUGAUGACGAAGACUCAGAGCAUUCAGAUUUUGAAGAACCUGAUCUUAAAACUGAUGAACAAAGAUUGUCAGAAUGCGAUGAUGCUGAACUUAAGGGUGGAUUAAAAAGUCUGUUGGAAGAUAUGUCUCCAAAGGAUUACAUGAAAGCGGCUGCAUUAGCAGAAAGUUUGCAACCACAGGGUAAUACGUAUUCUUCAACAAAUGUUGUAACAGCAGUUCCAUUUUUACUUAAACACUCGCUAAGAGAAUAUCAACACAUUGGUCUAGAUUGGUUGGUAACAAUGAAUGAACGUAAAUUAAAUGGCAUUUUGGCAGAUGAAAUGGGACUUGGUAAAACAAUUCAAACAAUCGCAUUACUAGCACAUUUGGCAUGUGUCAAAGGAAAUUGGGGACCACAUCUAAUUGUGGUCCCUUCAUCUGUCAUGUUGAAUUGGGAAAUGGAAUUUAAAAAAUGGUGUCCAGGCUUUAAAAUACUAACGUACUAUGGUGCCCAAAAGGAACGAAAGUCAAAGCGUAUUGGAUGGACGAAACCGAAUGCUUUUCAUGUUUGUAUUACUUCCUACAAGUUAGUCGUUCAAGAUCAACAAAGUUUUCGAAGAAAGAAAUGGAAGUACUUAAUAUUAGACGAAGCUCAGAAUAUUAAAAAUUAUAAUUCGCAACGUUGGCAGUUACUUCUGAAUUUCUCGACAGAAAGACGGUUACUACUUACUGGCACCCCGCUACAAAAUCAUAUGAUGGAAUUGUGGUCAUUAAUGCAUUUUUUGAUGCCGGCUGUCUUUUCUUCUCAUCGGGCAUUUAAGGAAUGGUUCUCAAAUCCUUUGACUGGAAUAAUUGAAGGAAAUGCGGAGUACAACGAAGUGUUAAUCAGUCGGUUGCAUAAGGUUAUACGUCCAUUCCUUUUACGUCGACUAAAAAAAGAAGUUGAGAAGCAAAUGCCUAAAAAAUAUGAACAUGUUGUAUCUUGCCGUUUGUCUAAUCGUCAACGUUACCUAUACGAUGAUUUUAUGAGUCGAGCAAAAACAAAAGAAACGUUACAGACGGGAAAUUUGCUUAGUGUAAUAAACGUUUUAAUGCAGUUACGUAAAGUCUGUAAUCACCCAAAUUUGUUUGAAGUGAGACCAACAAAUUCACCAUUUCAAAUGGAAGGAAUAUCCUACCAAACAGCAGGAUUAGUUAGCGGAGCCUUAGAAUACGACCCACUUACGCAAAUUAAUUUACACACUUUAAAUUUACUUAAACUUGAAUUGGAACAAACUUUGACCGCUUAUGUUUCGCACAAAUGUCGUUUACUGGCACCACCUCGCAAACUAAUCGAGGAAAUUGAUUCUGCACCCGAACCACCACCUCCUUGUCCUAAAGGCGAGUACAAAUUUUAUGUACGAAUACGUGAUAGCAAACUUCAAGAAAGUUUAACAAAGCACUUAGGUAAUGGUGUGCGGGUAGGUGCAAGUCCUGCAAUGAAGACUGAGGGUAACAAAAUAGUGCCCAUUCAUAAUACGGAUAUUAAAAAUAGUAAAGUAUUAAAGAGGAUGAACAGUGUUAACCCUAUUAAUACAAAUAUCAAUUUAAAAAGAAUUUCAUAUUUAUAUGAAAAUAAAAACCUAAGUUCUACUUCAGAAUCUCCACCGCCAGCGAAAAUUCCCAAGCUGAUCCAAACCAAAGCUAAUGUUCUUUUAUCAUCGCCGCUUGGACUUAGUGAAACUGCUACAACAAGUAGAUUAGGUACGACCUUCAAAGUAAAUAAAAGCAGUAUUAAUGAGAAUACAAGUAAUUCUGGUACAGUGCGAAAUGAAACUAUCAAACUAGUAGCUGAUCAGGUGAAGUUAAACGAAGAACGAAGUAAGGUAUCAAUAAAUGAGGAGAAGGAAAUAUCAAACGCAAAUAAUAUAGUAUCGUUAGCUCCUACAAGUCGUUCGCAGAAAUUAGCUAAAGUACGUAAAGAGUUACGUUCGGAACGUUUAAAAUUGAUGGCUUCUGUUAACAAAAGACGAACUGAUGCAUUUCCUAUAUAUGGUUCAGAUUUGCGAGAAAGUUUAGAGAAAUUAUUGAUACCCACUUCAUCAUUAACCUUUUCAUCAUGGCAGACUCGAGGGUAUAGUAAUUGUAAUGUAGCCGCAAAGAGACUAGAUAAUUGGUCAUUAAAUAAAUUGCUUAAAUCCUAUGAGACACGCUGUAAUGAAUUUAGUAGCAUAUUUGAUAAUUUCGUUGUUUAUGUUCCACCUGUUUGUGCACCACGGAUACGCUUUUAUGUUCAAAAUCCUUGCUCUCGUGUAAAACUUGAAGAUAAAAUUGAGAAUACCAUCACGAGGGAUAUGUCCAGGAAAUUAACACUUUUACAUCCCAUCAUUUCAGCAAUGAGAACACAAUUUCCUGAUCCUCGACUCAUACAAUAUGAUUGUGGCAAGCUGCAAACGUUAGAUCUUCUUUUGAAACAAUUGAAAUCGGGUCAACAUAGGGUACUUAUAUUUACACAAAUGACAAAGAUGUUAGAUGUGCUUGAAGCAUUCCUUAACUACCAUGGGCAUAUAUAUUUGCGUUUAGAUGGAUCCACACGCAUCGAUCAACGCCAAGCUCUAAUGGAGCGUUUCAAUGGAGACAAAAAGAUUUUUUGUUUCAUAUUAUCUACACGUUCUGGUGGAGUUGGUGUUAAUUUAACUGGAGCUGAUACUGUGAUAUUUUAUGAUUCGGAUUGGAAUCCAACUAUGGAUGCUCAAGCACAGGAUCGAUGUCAUCGAAUAGGACAAACACGCGAUGUUCAUAUAUAUCGAUUGAUUUCUGAAAAAACUAUAGAAGUGAAUAUUCUUAAAAAAGCAAAUCAAAAGCGUAUGCUCAGUGAUAUGGCUAUUGAAGGAGGAAACUUUACCACAACCUUUCUCAAAAGUUCUACUAUUAAGGAUCUCUUUAACUUAGACCAAAAUGAUAAGGAAAAUGAGAAUGCAUCAAAACAAGAAAAAGUAAAUGCAUCCACAAGUGGAGCAACAAUUGCUACUGAAACGCAAUUGAGCAAUGAAGUUGACACUGAAAAACAAUCGUUACGUGCAUUUGAAGAUGCUUUAGCAGCGGCUGAAGAUGAGCAGGAUGUCAAAGCCACUAAGAUAGUUAGCGCGGAAGUAGCUGCUGAUCUUGCUGAGUUUGAUGAAACUGUAUCUAUUGCUCCAGAAGCUGUUGAAGGAGCGAAAUUAUUAAUGAAAGAUCUAAGUAAAGCGGAUAUGGAAUUACAGAAUUUGGAGAAUCAGCUUUCUCCUAUUGAGCGUUAUGCUGUGCGUUUUGUUGAACAAAUUGGUGAUGUGUGGAGUGCCGAGCAAUUACGUGCUGCUGAAGAGCAGAUAGAAGCCAAAAAGCGUGAGUGGGAAGCAAAUAGUCUGGCCGCUUUGCAGAAAGAGGAAGAAAUGUUAAAACAAGAAACGGAAAAUGAUGAAUUGCUCACCUAUAAUCGCAAGGAUUCAUCUACUGAUCAGAUCUGGAUGUCAAGAAACAGCAUGGAACAAAUGCCGAUGUGGUGCCCUCCGACUCCGCCCCAGGACGAAAAUGAUAUUUAUAUUGAUUAUUCAUUAUCAUUCAUGUAUGAAAUGGAUACUAUUCCAGAUAUAGAUCUACCACCAAUUUAUGUCAAACGGGAAUACAAACGUUCUCGGGCAGAAGCUGGAUUACAUGCAGAUGGUCGUCGUUCCACAAAAAUACGUAAAGAGGAUAACUAUUAUGCACCUCGUUCUCUCUUUGAUAAACCUUCUACAGCAAUAGCUCGCAUUCGACGAGAUCUUAAAAGUCAGCGUCAUAGAGGAGUUUUUAAACCCAAUGUUCAAGUGGCCGGGCUUAAACCUCAAAUUACUCCUAAACCGGCAUCUGAACCUGAUUGUAUAGGGGAAUGGAGUAUUUUAGAAGACUUAACCAUUUUAAAUGUUUUAGUAAAUAUACAAGGCUUACCCUGCAAUUUAAUGGUAUUGUCACCUGGUCAUACACCCAAUUGGGAUUUAGUUGCAGAGAUUGUUAAUAGUUGCACUAGGACACACCGUUCCGCUAAGCAAUGCCGUUGGCGUUACGAGACAGUCAUACAGCCACGUGAGGAAGGAAAAGCUAGCGACAGUCCAAAGAAACAGAAAAAAAUGAAAAAUGCUAUUAAAGUAGAUUAUCUCAAAGGUCCACUUCGUUACUUAAGAACUACACAAUUAUUUAUAAAUGACAACAAUAUGUCAUUUACUAAAAUGAUGCGUUCACGAUUUGAUUGCAUUAAGGCUGCAUAUCUGAAAAAAGCUCCACCUCCAAAACGUCAUUUUUCAAACCCAACUACAAUGAAUCCAAAACAUUUAGAAGUUUUGCAAGAACUUGGCGUUACUAGCUACGAUCAGCCAAUAAGUCCUUUAAAUAUCGCAGCAAUGAAAGUAAAUAAAUAUCGUGAAAAGCAACGUAGUCAUUUACCGCCUCCACCUCCACCUACAGCCGCUGGCCAAAGUACGCAUCAGCAGCAAGUUACUGUACCUACUCAAACAGCGCAAACAGCGCAUACGCAGCAACAGCAACAAAUAGCAUCAGUGCAGCAUCAAUUAGUACAAGCCAACCAGCAGCAACAAAUACAGGAACUUGUGCAACAGCAAAAUGCUGUUACACCUUCAGCGCCUGCGCAGUUGCACACACAGCAGCUUCAAAUUCAACACAUAUCCAAUACUGGCAUUGCAGGUGGCCAACAGCAAUCCACAGCAACUGCAAUUGUGCUACAACAUGCAGGGAACUUAUCACAACAAUUACAACAACAAACGUCAAUUACUAGCAAUACUGUGCAGAAUCAAACACAAGUUCUACGUGGCCAUUCUGGAGCUGCGCAAAUAGUAAAGGCAAUUGUAGCUCAACCAUCAGGAUUAAUUGCUACCAGUCAAAUGUUGGCACAACAAAAUACAACAACAGGAACUCAACAUGUACAAUUACAAUCUGCAAGCGGUGGUAAUUUGGUUGGAGCUCCAGCUUCAGUAUCUGUAGUGCUCACAACUCCAGUGCAGACAAUAUCUUCAAAUGUGCAACAAUCACAUCACACCCAACAAUCAUCCAUUGUUUCCAAUUCAACGCAAGUUGGAAGCAUUGUACAAACUUUGCCGCAAUCGAUACAACAAGUGGUUCCCGUAUCUCAACUAGCAAAUGUAGGUACCGUUUUAACUACUUCCUCCAAUUUGCAACCGAAUGCUGGUACUGUUACUACACUUAAUGCUUCCACAUUGCGAGCACAACGCAUAGUAGCUGCUACGUCUGGUACUUUGCAGGAUGUUGUUUUGCAACAGCGUUCAGGUAAUCCAAGUCCCACAAUAGUUUCGAUGCCAAAUUUAGGACAGAAUGUUACGCCUGCACAAUUCCAAGCAGCUCAAUUGCGUUUAGCAGCUUCUAUGUCGAGUGGUUCGCAACAAGUGGUUGCCAAAAGUAUACCAGUGAGUUCCUUACAACAAACUGCUAAACUUACACCAACAUCUAGUAGUGGUAACCAGCAAGCACAUAUACAGCUCUAUCGUCAAAGACAAGGAGUUAAAGUACUACAAUCUAGUUCUUCACAAGGCACUCAAUCAGUCCAAACUGCUGGUGGCCAAACUGCUUUACUCAAUGCUGCAGGCACUAUUAUACAAGGUAAUAUUAUGCAGGCUUCUGCUGUGACAACAGCAGUGCAGGUUCAAGGACAAAAGGUAGCUGUGGCAUCGGUACCAUCAUCCAGUGUUGUCACUACUCCUAGCGGAGGUACCUCUUCCGUGGCAACCGUGCAUGUUGCACAAAAUACGGGUCGAGCGCAAUUUAUAAAACAUGUUGGUACUGGUAAGCAAGGUGUUAGACAGGUGGGAGAAACCGAUAUGUUGUUAGUAAAACGACAGGUGAUUGGAAGCCAUUCUAAAACGCAGGUUCUGCAACAAGGGCAAAUAUUUGCAUCAGGUUCUACUGUGAGUGGAGUACAGAUACAGCAGAACACCCAAGCCACUUCAACUGGUAAUGUACAAUCACAGUCACAAGGGCAAACACAACAGACUCAGGUUCAACAAAUAACACCACAACAAAUUGCAACUCUAGUUAAAACAUCUAGCGGUGCUUCUGCUUCUGGUUUAAGCGGAGUUAGUGUUGCCACUGGUGGGCAACCACAAACGGUGAAUAUGGCACUAUCACAACUUAAACCAGGCGGACAAAUAAAAGUUACAAUGGCCAAUCAAUCUCAAAUGCGUCAACUGCAUAUGCAGCAGCAGCUGGGUAUUUCAAGGAAAAUAAAUCGUAUGACGCAAAUCGCUCCUGGAACUCAGAUUAAUGCAGCGGCAGUUGCAUCGAAUCAGCAAGGUAAUAGUGGUAAUGCGCAGUUAAAUACUGGAGCAUCAAUAACAACACAAAAAAGUGCAGGAAGUGUGCAAGCUCAACUUUUACAUAUACAAAAUUCCAAAGCGCUACCCAGUUCUGUUACAGUUCAACAAAUUCAACAGGUAAUGCGGCAAGGGCAACAAGGCAGUUUAACUACUACUGGCCUAGUAUUAGGCAAGACAAGUGUUGGACGUGUUAUACCAGUAUCGGUAGCAUCGCAGCCCAACCAACGACAAAUACAGGUUGUUUCUGCAACAUCUGCUCAAGCUAUUGCAGCUAACAAUAUUCGCGCCCAAGUCGCUAGUGGUCAAAUUAAAGUAGCACCUGGAAGCAGUCAAUCACAAACACAACAAGCGCUGAUUAAUGCCAUACAACAGCAAGCUGCUGCUCAGCAAAGUCAACGACAUGCAAGUCCGGUACGUAUACAGACUACGGCUAGUGGAAAUUUAGUUGCUGUUGUUCAACAACAAGCUUUGCAACAACAACAAAACAUUGUUGCAUCUAAUAUGUCUGCAAACGUUGGUGCAAGUAAUUCGGGACAAGAGGUUAUGACAAUAAAUCAGGGCACAGCUAGCAACGUUAGUAGUACCCAACAACAAACAACUGUGCAACAACCAACUACACAACAAGUCCGAACGCUGGUGAAGAAAAAAAUCAUGCAAAUACGUAGUGAAAAGGAUUAAAUCUACAAUUACUUCAUUUAAAUUUAUUUGGUUGGUUUUACAGCCAAAACUAAAAGAAAUAAAUUAUUUA
Teleopsis dalmanni is the source of this 9711-nucleotide messenger RNA. It is a transcript of the gene dom, whose product is annotated as helicase domino. The coding region runs from base 291 to 9641 and encodes 3116 amino acids. Gene Ontology annotation, molecular function: histone binding; ATP hydrolysis activity; ATP binding. Gene Ontology annotation, cellular component: Swr1 complex. The record is from RefSeq and is a predicted model, not a curated record. The transcript has 17 exons. NCBI's taxonomy places the organism in Eukaryota, Metazoa, Arthropoda, Insecta, Diptera, Diopsidae.